Pocillopora damicornis (cauliflower coral) is the source of this 909-nucleotide messenger RNA. RefSeq names its product glycine-rich protein DOT1-like. Lineage: Eukaryota; Metazoa; Cnidaria; Anthozoa; Scleractinia; Pocilloporidae. The record is from RefSeq and is a predicted model, not a curated record.
UUGUCUAUCCACCCUGAACCAGAGUUUAAAGCUGUCUUUACAAACCUUGGUUCGACUGCAGCUGGUGGUCCAAGCUCAAUUGGCAGUCACUAUACAGGGCAAGAUCAUGACGGACAAGUUACUGUGUCCAGCGGUAUUCAAUUGUGGACUGUGCCAUACACUGGAGAAUAUAGAAUAGAAGCAAUAGGAGGUGCAGGGUGGUACGGUAAGAACAGUGUCGUCCAGAACGGAGGAAGAGGAGCCAAGUUGACCGGAAACUUUAUUUUGACCAAAGAUGAGAUCAUUCGUAUACUUGUUGGACAUAAAGGAAAGAGAGGGCCUGGCUCCCAAACAACUACAGGAGGCGGGGGAGGUACAUUUGUGGUGAGAGGAAGCAAUACGCCUUUAAUCAUAGCUGGAGGUGGUGGGGGGAUUAAAAACAUGUCAGAACAACAUUCAGGAUGUGAUGCAUCCAUAAGCACCACAGGGAAUGCAGGGUACUCCUCGUCAUUGGGGUCAGGAGGAACUGGUGGAAAUGGAGGAGGAUACGGAAAGGAAUUAUUUCUUGCAUCAAUAGAAGUCAUCGGAGGCGUUUGUAGUUGGAUACACCUAAUAAACAACGACGAGGAAGAACUCAUCUGUUAUGGAAAGACUGUUAGUGGUGGAGUACAAGGAGAAGGAGGUAAAGGAUAUCUUCAGGGAGGAGAGGGUGGAGCGUAUCUGGGUGGAUUUGGAGGUGGCGGUGGUUUUCGUGGAGGCGAUAACGGAGCUGGUGGCGGUGGUGGUUACUCCGGGGGAAAUGGAGGUGGGAAUAAAGCUUUUUUCUGUGGGGGAGGGGGAGGAUCUUUUAACAUUUGGACAAAUCAACUAAACGAAUGUUGUUAUAACUGCGAUGAACGCGAUAAAGUGAUUAUCACAUUUCUUCAGUGA